UCUCAGCAAACAAUAUUUAAAUUUCAUACGCGCAAUGGAGAGUAGCAAACUGUUUGACGUGUUCAACGAGUCCGACAGCGGCUCCGAGAUGUCAGACGUUGAGGAGGACUUCCAGACCACGACAACGACUGCAUCGAAUGACUCCGAGCUGAAGCGGAAACAGACUGAGGACGAGAGUGAAGACAUGGGCAGCAGCAUCGGCGACAGCCAGACAGACGAGGCUGACACAAAGCGGUCGCGCGUAGACUCUGACGCUGUGUCCAAGAAGCAGCAGCCCGAGCAGGCAGCGAUCCUGGCCGACUCGUUCGAGGAGGACCUGAGGCGCGAGGCGGACAAGGAGACAGGCAAUCUGGUUCUGAGCCACUCAGUGCGCCACCAGGUGUCGAUUCCGCCUGGCUAUGAUUACGUGCCCCUUUCGCAGCGGCCAAAGAUCGCCGAUCCGGCGCGCACCUACCCGUUCGAGCUGGAUCCGUUCCAGGCAGCCUCCGUGCAGUGCAUUGACAGUGACGAGUCGGUGUUGGUGGCCGCCCAUACGUCGGCCGGUAAGACCGUCGUGGCCGAGUACGCAAUUGCACAGUGCCUGCGCAACAAGCAGCGCGUUAUCUACACGUCGCCGAUCAAGGCACUGUCGAAUCAGAAGUUUAGAGAGUUCCAGGAGGAGUUCAAGGAUGUGGGUCUGAUGACCGGCGAUGUGACGAUCAACCCACAGGCCAGCUGCCUAGUCAUGACCACCGAGAUUUUGCGCAGCAUGCUGUACCGUGGUUCCGAGCUGAUGCGCGAGGUUGCCUGGGUUGUCUUUGAUGAGAUCCAUUAUAUGCGCGACAAGGAGCGCGGUGUUGUCUGGGAGGAGACCAUCAUUCUGCUGCCCCACAACGUGCACUUUGUGUUCUUGUCCGCUACCAUCCCGAACGCCAUGCAGUUUGCCGAGUGGAUCACAAAGACACAUAACCAGCCGUGCCACGUUGUCUACACGGAUUUCCGGCCGACGCCACUGCAGCACUAUCUGUUCCCGCAGGGCGGUGACGGCAUCCACCUGGUCGUCGACGAGAAGAGCCAGUUCCGCGAGGAGAACUUUCAGCGCGCUAUCUCGUCGCUGCAGCAGGCACAGGGCCAGACGGCUGAUGACGUCAAGGGCAUCGGCAAGGGCAAGCAGAAGAAGGGCAAGUCGAACAAGGGCAAGCAGGGGUCCAAGAGCGACAUCUACAAGAUUGUGAAGAUGAUCAUGACCCGCAACUACCAGCCGGUGAUUGUGUUCUGCUUCUCAAAGCGCGAAUGCGAGGGUCUGGCGCUGCAGAUGAGCAAGCUCGACUUUAACACUGAGGACGAGAAGGAGCUUGUGUCCAAGGUCUUUAGCAGUGCCAUCAACUCGCUUGACGAGGACGACCGCAAGCUGCCGCAGAUCGAGAACAUCCUGCCGCUGCUGCGCCGGGGCAUCGGAAUCCACCACUCGGGCCUGCUCCCAAUUCUGAAGGAAGUCAUUGAGAUUCUGUUCCAGGAGGGUCUGCUCAAGUGCCUCUUUGCCACAGAGACCUUCUCCAUUGGCCUCAACAUGCCGGCGCGCACGGUUGUAUUCACCUCGGUGCGCAAGUUUGACGGCAAGGACUUCCGCUGGGUCAUGUCUGGCGAGUACAUCCAGAUGAGUGGUCGUGCUGGUCGACGUGGUCUUGACGACCGUGGCGUGGUCAUCAUGAUGCUGGACGAGAAGAUGGAGCCGGCGAUUGCCAAGGGCAUGGUCAAGGGCGAGCCCGACGUGCUGAACUCUGCCUUCCAUCUGUCGUACAACAUGGUUCUGAACCUGAUGCGCGUCGAGACGUUCACACCGCAGUUCAUGCUGGAGCGAUCGUUCCAUCAGUUCCAGACCCAGGCGCAGAUUCCCAAGCUCGAGGCCAAGGUGGACGACCUGCAGGAGGAGCUCUCGCUGAUGAAGAUUAACGACGAGCCCAGUGUCAAGCGCUUCUACGAUCUGCGCACCCAGCUCGAUUCGAUGUCGGGCGAGAUGGUCAAGGUCAUUGUCCACCCGUCCCACUCGCUGCCGUACCUGCAACCAGGCCGUCUGGUGCGGGUUAAUGUCGGGGGGCUGAACUUUGGCUGGGGCUGCGUGACGUUCUUCCAGCGCAAGAUCAUCAAGGACAACAAGAAGAAGAACCCGAGGUCCAAGGACGAGGACGACAAGAAUGUCGGUGCCGACGACUACAUUGUGGACGUGCUAAUGCACUGCAAGCGUGCUGACAAGGACACGCUGCGCAAGCUCGAGGCGACAUCAACUACCGAUGGCGAUAUGGCGACCAUGGUCGUGCCCGUUCUGCUCUCGGUCCGCGCGGCGUCGCAGCGCAGGGACAUGCGCAAGCGUCUGGCUGAGAUUCCGACCCUGGACCCGGACGAGGCGUUCAAGCAGCUUGCCCGCAAGAUCACAAUGCUGGAAACCAAGCUGCACGAGCACAAGCUGUUUGGCAGUCCUGAAGAAGCCGCGCUGUUCACAAAGUACCAGGAGAAGCUGCAGCGCAAGAUCUCGGACGCCAACUCUGCGCGCGACGUGAUCACGAUAAAGGGCCGGCUGCUCCUGACCGAGCUCAUGUUCCACGGUACGGUCUCGUUGCUAUCGUGCUUUCCGCCCAAGCUCAAGGAGGAGCUGGCAGCGCCGCUGCGCAUUGCGCAGACAUCGAACGAGUGCAAGCUGCAUGUCAACGAGGAGGAGUACCUGAUGGAUGUGUUCUCGCAGAUCUGCAAGAUGACAGAUGUGUUUGAGGGCUCGCUGAUCCGCGCCUUCCGCCGCCUCGAGGAGCUGCUGAGGCAAAUGUGCCAGGCGGCCAAGGCCAUCGGCAAUGUCGACCUGGAGAACAAGUUUGCGGACGGCAUCACCAUGAUCAAGCGCGACAUUAUCUUUGCUGCCUCACUUUAUCUUUAGCGACCCAUCCUUCUGCAGGCCUGUGACGUAUCUUUAUAAAAAAGACUUAUUCUUUUUGCUCGAUGAGUAGCGAUGCCAAAGGGCCCGGCCAACAGCCAGCUCCCCUCAGCCGACCCCCUCUCCCUCAGGCACACGUCAUCCAUAGGCUUCCCGCUAUUUUUACCAUAC
Messenger RNA from Linderina pennispora, 3073 nucleotides. RefSeq names its product antiviral helicase. Gene Ontology annotation, molecular function: RNA binding; ATP binding; RNA helicase activity. The coding region runs from base 35 to 2905 and encodes 956 amino acids. The transcript has 16 exons. Gene Ontology annotation, biological process: maturation of 5.8S rRNA; RNA catabolic process. The record is from RefSeq and is a predicted model, not a curated record. NCBI's taxonomy places the organism in Eukaryota, Fungi, Kickxellomycota, Kickxellomycetes, Kickxellales, Kickxellaceae. Gene Ontology annotation, cellular component: nucleus.